Molecule: messenger RNA, 309 nt
Organism: Perognathus longimembris pacificus (Pacific pocket mouse)
Lineage: Eukaryota; Metazoa; Chordata; Mammalia; Rodentia; Heteromyidae
Product: androgen-binding protein homolog
Exons: 3
Coding region: 1-309 (102 amino acids)
Source: RefSeq, a predicted model, not a curated record
AUGAAGCGGUCUCUGCUCCUGCUGGCCUUGCUGGUGACAGAGCUGGGCUUCCACACAGCCCAGAGUUGUCCGGUGUUUUAUGGCAUCUUUGGAGCUUUGGCCUCUGGGAGCCAGAUCGCCUUGAACGCCUCCCUGGCGGGAGUGAGCGCCACCGAGGAGGAAAAGGCGGCCUUCGGGAAGAUCCAGGAGUGCUACAACGAGGCGGGACUGCUAGGGAAGCUCCUGGAUUUCCUUGUCAUGGGCACCAUCACCACCAGCUCAGAAUGCAAGCUGUUUUAUACCAAGUCGCUCACUCCAUUUGGGUCUUAG